Pogona vitticeps (central bearded dragon) is the source of this 4745-nucleotide messenger RNA. It is a transcript of the gene EFNA5, whose product is annotated as ephrin A5. Gene Ontology annotation, biological process: axon guidance; regulation of cell-cell adhesion; regulation of actin cytoskeleton organization. The record is from RefSeq and is a predicted model, not a curated record. NCBI's taxonomy places the organism in Eukaryota, Metazoa, Chordata, Lepidosauria, Squamata, Agamidae. Gene Ontology annotation, molecular function: ephrin receptor binding. Gene Ontology annotation, cellular component: plasma membrane; external side of plasma membrane.
UGAGAAGAAAAGCAACGCUCCGUCCGUUCCUGCGGCGUGUCUCGUUGCCUUGGCCGGGAGUGAUGUUGCACGUGGAGAUGUUGACGGCGGUCUUUCUGCUGCUCUGGAUGUGCGUCUUCUGCCAGGAUCCCAGCUCCAAAACGGUGGCCGAUCGCUACGCCGUCUAUUGGAACAGCACCAACCCCAGAUUCCAGAGGGGUGACUACCAUAUUGAUGUCUGCAUCAAUGAUUAUUUGGAUGUAUUCUGUCCUCAUUAUGAGGAUUCAGUGCCAGAAGAUAAGACUGAACGCUACAUACUUUACAUGGUGAACUUUGAUGGCUACAGUUCCUGUGAUCAUACCUCCAAAGGAUUCAAGAGGUGGGAGUGCAACCGGCCUCAUUCUCCAAAUGGACCAUUGAAGUUCUCAGAAAAAUUCCAGCUCUUCACUCCCUUCUCAUUAGGAUUUGAGUUCAGGCCAGGCCGGGAAUAUUUCUACAUCUCAUCUGCCAUCCCUGACAAUAAUGGGAGGAGGUCCUGUCUAAAGCUGAAAGUCUUUGUACGGCCUGCAAACAACUGUAUGAAAACUAUAGGUGUUCAUGAUCGUGUUUUCGAUGUUAACGACAAAGUAGAAAAUUCAUUAGAACCAGCAGAUGAUACUGUACAUGAAUCAGCUGAGCCAUCCCGUGGUGAGAACGCAGCACAGACACCAAGGAUAUCUUGUCGGCUUUUGUCAACUCUACUGUUCCUCCUGGCAAUGCUUUUGACGUUAUAGCACAUAUUCUAGCAACCUAUCACAAACAACAUCAGGGUCUUGGAACAUCAAAGAUCCACUUAACUGCUCAUCCCAAGAACGGGACUAUGUAUUGAUUUUGCAGAUGUUGGUUUGUUUUCUUCCCCCAGGUCUCCUUCCCUUCUUCCUCUGCCACCUGAACUAUGAACAACCAUUGAAGAGGUGUAACUAGUCCUCUUCCUGUUCCCAAUCUUCCUCUGGCUUUCCUUGACCCCUUCUAAAAUAAAAGGACUCCAGAUGAAAAUGCCAAAUUUCACUAUUGACACUAGUGAUUCUUACUUUCCUCUGCAGCCUCUUAUGAAAUCGCCUCUGUUAGCUUGUUGGGCCAUCUGUCUGUGGAGAAGGAAGAGUAAUAGCAAUUGCAGUCAGAGAAUAAGGAAGUUGUUUGGAAUAGCAAGAAGAGUCUUUACUGUAUCCAGUACACUGUUUAUUCUUCCUGGUUCAGCACUGUAAGAUGAUUGCGCAAAGCACUGUGCCACCAUGUCAGGACUGGAGGGGAAAUGUUAAGAGCAGAUACAACACCACUUUCUGCAGGAAUUUCUCAGCGAGCAGGCCUCUCAGAGGGAAGAGAGUUUUGUAUGCAACUGUGUUGAAAGAUCCUUGACAAUGCAACUUUUGCUCCACAAUAGAAACUCAGUCCUUGGGGAGAGAGGAAAAAAGUAACUACUGGGGAAUGCUAGACCACAAGCAAGGUCAAAUUUAGGAAGCUAUGCUGGGUUGUGAGUGCCUCUAUUAUCUCUCUAAGUGGAUAGUGCACACCAGAUUAUUUUUCUUUUGAAACACAUCACCAUGGUGCUACAAUGUUUUUCCCCCUCUCCUCAAAUGCAAAGAGGCAUUUUCUAUAACUUUUUUUUUCAUUUUGUGUGUGAAUAAUGUGACCUUUCCCAAGGCUGACUUACUAGCCAAUAGCCUUGGAUACCACUCUGGGUGAUGAUAUAUGUGAAGGUGAUAACAACACUUUCUGGGAUAAACCUGGUCAGAGAUAGAGACUACUCAGUGUACUUAUGAUGUGCCUGCCUUGAAAGUUUAGCAGCCACUGGAAUAAAAAAAAAAAGACUGCCAGAAAAGACAUCUCAUCAUAAAGGGUGGGAAUGGGUGUGUGUUGAUGAAAAGGAUAGGAAAAAUAUGUUGAACUUUGGAGAGAAAAUUCAGGCACUGGUUUAUAUUUUACCUCCUUUCCAACAUAGUUGAAAAGGAGAGGAAAUGUCUUUAUCCAGAGGAGUAAACAAGAUGAACUCCCGAAGACCUUUAACUAUUCUUUUUCCAAAAAAAAACUCCAGUAGAAUAGAAAGCAUCCUAUUUAGAUAUACCUUAAGCUAAAAGUAAAUAAAUGUGCUUGUCUUAAUUAAAGGAAAAAUGGUAUAAUUAAGAUAACGGGGUGGUUGUCACAUCCAGCUGAAAUUGGAGUGAAUACAGGUGUUAGGACCUCAUAAAUCUUUUUCCAGGAAAUGCCUUCUUUGUGGGUUUCCGUUGGCUUACCUAGUCUGAAAAUGAACCUGCAAGAGAUAGAAAGUGACUAGAAGAACUGCUUUGGGAAGUUAUCUCUCCUUCCUCCCCCCCCAAAAAAAACAUUUCUGAUAGCAAAGCCUUACAAGAAUGAGGAUAGAUCCCACUGUAGUUUCAUGAAAUAAUAAGCAUAUAAUUUAAUAAUCAUGAUGCAACAGACUGCAUUUUUAUGGUUGCCUUUUUGUUUUGUGAGAAGAAAGUGUUUCUUUUAACUGAAGAAUUUUAAGAUUCCUCAUAAAUAGAAUGGGAAGGAGUAAAUUUAAGACGCUCUGGGUUUGCCUGAUACCAUACCACAUGGGCUGGAUUUGAAAGCUCAGAGAUGCACACGGGAAAGUGUCACAAUCUAGAAUGAAGGAUGACACUGCUUUACUCACAACACAAUUUGUCUUUCUCUGGUAUAUACUUGGUGCCUAUGUAGCUUAAUAAUUACCUUGAAGACAGUGGACAAAGCAAAGAUGAUGUUGCAUACCAGAUAACAUCCCCAAGAAGGCUCCACAACCAGCUGUAAACAUGAGUAAUACUGAUUGAGUAUUCUAACAAUGACUGUAGCUGUUUUACAUAAUUCAUCUCUAUAAAUAAUGGAAGACUGGAUUCACUUUUGUCUCAAGAGCACGUUUCUUAAGAACAUAGUUUUUACCACCAUGAAUUCAAGCCCUUGCUUUGCCACAGUGCCACUGCUAAUCCAAUGAAUAAAAAGGACGGUGUUGUGCAGCCAACUGGCUUAUGGGCAGUGAGUUUACAGGACCUCCACUUUGAAAGCUUGAUGGCAUCAGGCAAUCUCAGUCAUAUCAAGCAAGCAAUGUCUGACAGUUCUUGAAAAUAUCUCUCUCUCUCUCUCUCUCUCUCUCUCUCUCUCUAGUAUGUGUGUAUGUGUGUUACUGACAUCUUUAAAAAGAUGUCACUGUGCAAGUUUACAACAGCCCUUGUCCCCCAGCGUGAAAUCUGAAAUGCAAAAUGCUGCCACCAUGGCCCCUCAUUCCAGGCAGUUCUGCCCUGUGUCAUCUACUCCUGGUUUGCCAAGGGCUUUGCGAAGGGGAGCAGGGAAAUAAGGAUUGAUCUGUUUGGUGGAUACUGUGUAUCCUUUAAUAAACAACAAGAUAACAUUUCGUGUUAGUUUAGAAAUAUUGUUUUGUACUGUACUUUCUUGGAUGGCAAAGGAAAGACGAGUUAAAACAAGAAAAAAUGCUAUGUUCUUUAAAUUCUGUAUUAUUAGCAGCCUCUGUUGUAUAUAGUGUUUGAUAAUAAAGUAUUAAUUUGAUUCUUAUGUCUUUUGUAAGUGACAAAAAUAAUAGACUUUCAUGAUAUUAAAAAUUAAAUUUUGAAAAAAAAAAACACAUACCCAGUACUUAUAUGACAGAUGCAUCCAUCAUGGCUAUCAAGAACUGAACGACAAGUAGCCACAACAGGUCAACCACCAUACAAGAUUCACCCAUGAAAACCAUUCAUCCAGGCUCAAGAUUUCACAGUGUCAGGACUUGGAGCAGCGUGGCAUUUGAUGAUCGAUGUUUUGUCCUCAGUGUUAAUGGUCUGAUGUUGGAGCCUUGUGCUGUUUAGGGUUAACCUUUCCUUUUGGGGUUGGGUUUUCAUUAGCAUGUUGAUUCUCAAUGGCUUUGGAAUUUAAUUCUUGUUUCCUGUAAGGAUGCUUUUCCAGUUCUUUUUUUUCCUUUUCUUUUUAGUUUCUUGUCAUAGAUGGUUUGUUUCAAAAGGGGCCUUGCCAGCAUCAUAUAUGAUGUGUACAGUGACUUCAUUUGCCCAAACCAAUUAGGGAGGGGGUCUUAUGUAAAUAAUUUCUUUCCCAUAUAACCACUAUUGAGGGAAAGAAAUAGUAGCUAUUGAGGGAAUGUGCUUGGGGUGUUUUUUUGUUUCAUUUUUCUUUGUUUUAUUAAACUGAUAUUUAGCCAUUGCUUUAUGAAAGCAGUAGGAAUGUCAGUUUUGGAAGUCCUGAAAGGUAUGGAUCUCAGUCAUACUGCAGUCAAAUUACGUGUAUUUGCCAGUUUAGCUUUAUAAGUGCUCUGCAUCAGAAGCGUUCUUUCCCUUCACUGCUUCCCAACCCUAGCAAGUUAUCCUUUCUCUCUCCACCCCUGUUUUUAAAUUUAGAACAGUGAAUGGAAAGAUCUGUUUCUGAUUUGGCAUUACUCUGUUUUUCCCAUGCAUUCACCCCUGGGUUUUUAGGAUGUGAGACAAAUCUCCCUACAAUAGGCUUGCUGCCAUUGUCUGUACAGUUUAAUCGAUGCUGGCAUGUUGGAGGUUACCCAUGAGUCUACAAAAUCCGCUUUCCAUACUUACUCUUGACACCCUAUUGAAACCACUCAUUGUGUGCCCUUCUGGGUAUGAAAGUCCAGCUCAGUGUGGUCCUGUGCUUGUACUGCCCUGCUUUGCAGUUUCUUUGCACUUAUUCAUUGAGUGCUGUUUUUGAAAUGCUUACAUUAUAUGAACUUAACAGAAAUUGUAAAAAUGAAACAAACAAAC